Messenger RNA from Vigna radiata var. radiata (mung bean), 935 nucleotides. Its product is annotated as lachrymatory-factor synthase-like. Lineage: Eukaryota; Viridiplantae; Streptophyta; Magnoliopsida; Fabales; Fabaceae. The record is from RefSeq and is a predicted model, not a curated record. The transcript is spliced from 2 exons. The coding region runs from base 56 to 772 and encodes 238 amino acids.
AAAAUGUCAAGUGAUCUUCUUUUCAUUGUUCUUCGCUUUGUUGCUUUCCACCGAAAUGGAGCAAGAUUCCCAUCAUCACCAUAGAUGGGAAGGCAAGGUAUCAGCGAGGGUGCGAAACGUCACCAAAGCACAAGCUUGGCCUCUGGUGAAAGACUUCUUCAAUAUCCACAAGCUCUUCCCCACGCUCGUCACUUGCUACGGACUUCACGGAUCUAACGGUGAUCCCGGCUGCAUAAGAUACUGCGCCGGGUUCUCCAUCCCAUCCAACGGUCCAGAAAGUGUGAGCUGGUCUAAGGAGAGGCUGAUUGCCGUUGAUGAUGUUGACUUCUGGCUCAAGUAUGAGAUAGUGGAGAGCAACAUUGGGUACAAUUCGUAUGAAUCUACGAUGAAGGUCCUGAGCGAUAAUGAUGAUGAGUCAAAUGGAUGUAUGUUGGAAUGGUCCUUUGUCGUUGAUCCUGUGCAAGGGUUGGAGCUUGAGGAACUGGUUACGAAGUACCGUGUAGCAGUUCAGGUUAUGGGCCAGAAAAUCGAGGAAGAAAUUCAAAAGUUUGAGAUUGAGGUAAUACUGGAAGAAGAGAUGAAAAGCCAAGAAGUUAGAGCUCAAAAGGACCUAAAAAGCCACAAGAAGGGGAGACAACACGAAGCCCGGCGUCCAGAAGCGAGGCUUGAGUGUGCUGUAUCGACGUCCAUCACCCGAGCGGUGGCCUUGGCCGCCUGGGUAGCGGGACCUCAAAGCUUGGGCGUCCAAACUCGAGGCCUGUGCCUUACAUGAGCUUUUUUUACCGCCUGGGCAUCCUUUUAGGCUGCCUGGGCGUCCUUCUAGACCGCCUGGGCGUCGACAUUCGUGGAUCAGGCCCUCUUUCUACUUUGUUUUGAUUCUUUUGGACCAGGCCAUGUUUUGGCACGCCUCCAACACUAUUUAAAGGACCUUAGGG